AUCGUGGAGAAGAGGCUUCUCCGUAAGUUAGACCUUCGGGUAGCCUUUCUAGUUCUAGUUUACAUUAUGAACAUCAUGGACCGUACUAAUAUAGCUGCAGCGAGGCUGCGUGGCUUCGAAGAGGACCUUGGAAUGACGGGGAAUCAAUUUAAUACACUCACCAGCAUCUUUUUUGUGGGGUAUCUAUUCACCCAGGCUCCUUCGUAUGUACUAACAUCUUAUCGUCCUGCGGCAUAUCUAAUAAUUUGAAAGCAACAUGAUCUUACACCACAUGAAAAGGCCAUCAUUGUACCUCUCGGGGUGUAUGAUAACAUGGGCUGCUAUUACCAUGUGUAUGAGUACGUCACACUGCUUUCACUUGAUCGACAUUGGCUGACGAGGGAUCAUGAAAGAUAUCAUGCCGCUCUUAUUUUGCGCUUCUUUAUUGGAUUUGUAGAGGCGGCAUUCUUUCCCGGAGCUGUAUUU
This is a messenger RNA of Suillus plorans, 465 nucleotides long. RefSeq lists its product as uncharacterized. The record is from RefSeq and is a predicted model, not a curated record. Gene Ontology annotation, molecular function: transmembrane transporter activity. The transcript is spliced from 4 exons. Gene Ontology annotation, cellular component: membrane. Lineage: Eukaryota; Fungi; Basidiomycota; Agaricomycetes; Boletales; Suillaceae. The coding region runs from base 67 to 249 and encodes 60 amino acids.